Molecule: messenger RNA, 2341 nt
Organism: Gadus chalcogrammus (walleye pollock)
Lineage: Eukaryota; Metazoa; Chordata; Actinopteri; Gadiformes; Gadidae
Product: GTPase IMAP family member 9-like
Exons: 3
Coding region: 132-1115 (327 amino acids)
Molecular function (GO): GTP binding
Source: RefSeq, a predicted model, not a curated record
GAAACUAAUCCAAAUGACAAAGAAGGGACAAACCCACCAGACAUUAACUAACCCAUAUCAAUUCUUCCUUCCAGAGUUGUAGGAGUACUUCAGCUAAAGAGAAAACAAUCUCCUAUUUGGGAUCUGAAAAGAUGACACAAGUUAGGAGUUUUACGCUACGUUGGAUCUUUGUGCUGUUUGUAACAUAUUGUGCGGACUUGUCCUCUGUUCAGUGCCAACAUCCAGAUUAUAAGCGUCCGGAGGAGCUGAGACUGAUCCUUGUUGGAAAAACCGGCUCAGGAAAGAGCGCAAGUGCAAACACCAUUUUGGGACGUAAGGACGCCUUUAAAGAAGACAUCUCCCCUGGAUCUGUGACAGAGCACUGCCAGAGAGAGCAGGUGACCAGAGACGGACAAACCAUCGUCGUGGUCGACAGCCCGGGCCUUUUCGACACAAACCAAACGGCAAAGGUCAUAGGAGAAAAAAUAAAGGAGUGUGUCGAGAAGUCCGUUCCGGGGCCACAUGCGAUUCUGCUGGUGAUCAGUCUGAAGGCCAGAUUCACUGAGGAAGAGCGCAGUGCUGUAGAGUGGAUUAAGACCAACUUUGGCUCAGAUUCUUCCAUGUACAUCAUCCUUCUGUUCACCCAUGGAGAUAUGCUGGAAGGGAAAACAGUGGAGCAGUUUGUUAGCGAAAGUGCAGAUUUACAGAGGGUCCUCAACAAUUGUGGGGGGAGAUAUUUUAAACUGAUCAACGGCCCGGGGAGUGACCCCAAGCAGGUUCAAAAGCUUUUACACAAGGUUGAGGAAAUGUUGAAGCGCAAUGGAGGGAAGCAUUAUACCAAUAGCAUGUACAAGGAAGCUCAGAGGAAACUUGAAGAGGAAGAAAUUAGGAAAAAAGCAGAAAAAGAGAAGAAAGAACAAGAGGAAAGGAUGAGGGAGAGAGAACAAGAGGAAAAGAGGAAGGCAAAAGCAGACGAAGAGAAUUUUCGACGAUUAAUGUGCAAGGCAGCCUAUUAUACGGCUUUUGGAACAUUGGCUGGAGGUAUAUUGAUGUCCUCAAUUCCCUUAGCAGUUGUGGCUACAGUAAUAGGAUCUGCUGCUGGUUAUGAAUGUGCUCUUCACGACUUUUUUGGAUAGGCUACAUGAAGGGGGAUUCUAGGACGACACAUUAUGCAUACAGUGCCUUGCAAAAGGGUUCAACCCCCCCUGCAAAAUUACUAAUGUUACUGGAGAACAAUUAAUGCAUUCAUAUUUUUCUAUAUAUCAUAUUUGCAUUUACAAAAAUAAUAAUUUUAAUGAAUGCCUAUUAAGUACAGUAACAUGGGUUUUACACACACAAAAUAUGUUUCAAAAGUGAAAGUGAAGGAUGGAAUUGCUUCGGCUUCUCCUUGGAAUACCUUGCUACUGCAGUUAUAAUUUUUUUGGCUUGCAUUUUCUGGUCCAUAUUUUGACCUCUUGAAAAAUUAGUAAUGAAUUUUGUAUUUCUUAAUAUCAGCAACUUGAAUUUUUGUAUCUGAUUUAAUGACCAUUGACACAAAAAUCAUCGAAUCAUCAAUACAAAAAUAAGAAUCAUACAGUACAGAUAUUGUCCAAACAUGCUCUCCCUCCAAUCUGCGCACCGAGAAGCAACAGGUAAAGGAUAACUUUCUCAGACAGUAAACAAGUGUAGUGGCUGCUAUGAAAAAAAAGUGCAUAGGUUACAUUAUCUGAAUAAAUCCUUUAUUACUAAUACUAAAAUACUGACGAGGGACUGUAAUUUAGAACAAAAGGCAGACAACUUGACCCUAAACAAAAGGACGGGGAAGUAGUGACUUCCCCGUCAUAAAUAAAACACAGAUGGACUGAUGUGUGAGAUAUUUAAGAACAGCGUAUGUCAACGAUGUACAAUUGACAUAAAUGGAUGAGUCUAUGACUCUGUGUUGUUAAGGAGAGUAUAUGGUGACAUGCAUGCAAGUAUGGCCAACACAAGAGCGAGUCACAGUAAUAAUUACCAAAUUGUCCCAUCGUUUCUGUCAGAACAAAGUUUCCUCUUAGAACUGCGCCAUGCCUCCUCUCCCCAACAACCCAUUACUGGUCAUAGCCGGUCGGCCAUUCAAUAAUUUAUUCAUGCUGAAUUACAUAAUUGGAUGUUUGCUGUUUUUUAGGUUUGUGACAGCCACGGAUACUGGAAUCCUUCAUCAGCAUUGGAUGUAUUGAUCAAUGAGUUUCAAGAGAAAUCCUCAAAAAUGAAUGAAAUAUGAAUUGCUCACCCUAGCUUUAAUCCAUUAAUUGAAUGUUAUUAUAGGAUUAAGAUUAGUAAUAGUGAUGGCAAAAUAAGUUUCUGAUUAAAGAGGUUUUGCUGAAAUCCUUUAAAUUCUUUCAUU